AUGGCGGCAGUGGAGCGGAAAUAUCGGUGGCCAUUGAAACGCGGACCGAUUCGAAAAGCUGAGGUUUUCAACGACACGAAGAUCACGAUAACCGGAUUGAACGCGGUCACCACUUAUCGAUUCCAAGUGUUCGCCGAGAACGGUGUCUCGGCGUUGGCCGGCAAGUCGGAAUACGUGGACAUUACCGUGACCACGGAUGCAAGCGUGCCCAGUUUGGUGAGCAACGUGAGGAUCACGAGCGUGAAGAGUUCCGAAUUGAGCAUCAGUUGGGACGCGCCGAUAACCGAAGGCGGGGACAGUGAUCUGGUUGAAAGAUACGAAGUGAGGUGUUAUCCGCGUUACGACGACGCGACCAACGCCACCGUCAUCCAGACCUCGGAAUUGUCGGCGACGUUCAAGGGCCUGAAACCGUCCACGGACUACGCGAUACAAGUUCGAGCGAAAACUACGCGAGGUUGGGGCGAGUACACGCCCGUCGUUUACAAGAAGACGCCUCACGCUAUGGGAUUAGAUUACGUCGGGGAGGACGACAAUAUGCAAGUGAGGAUCAUAGCUGGAGCUAUAGUUGCUGUGGUGGUUCUUCUCGUCAUCAUCAUCAUCAUGACCGUUUUGAUUUUGAGAAGCAGGGCCUCGGACGAAUGCAACAAGAAACAGCCGAGCGAUUGCGACACUUUGGAGUAUAGAAACGGCGAAGGACUAGUUGUGACCUACAUGCACUGCAAAAUGGACAGUUCACCGAUUGUGACAACCCACACCAACAACAAGAGCAAGUCCUCGCGUAACCACGCGGCUGCCGCACAGGCCGCGGCAGCGGCCGCUGCGAUUCCAACUGCCGCGGCAACGGGUCCGUUCGUAGAUGUAGUCGGCCAUCAAGCCCAGUCGACGAUUGCCGUUCCAGUAAUGCCACCAGGAGCCGGCCGUAGCUUACACUAUCACACACACGCAGCCACACACGCAUUGCCACAACAGCCACCGCUUACCUAUCCCAAUUGGGUCCCGUUCACUCACUUUGGUUGAUAAUCGAUCGUUUAUCGUUUAUUCUGCGUGGCGAGACAUAGUGUUUCACUAAUUCGUUU
Molecule: messenger RNA, 1076 nt
Organism: Apis florea (little honeybee)
Lineage: Eukaryota; Metazoa; Arthropoda; Insecta; Hymenoptera; Apidae
Gene: Eph
Product: Eph receptor tyrosine kinase
Biological process (GO): protein phosphorylation; ephrin receptor signaling pathway; axon guidance
Cellular component (GO): plasma membrane; dendrite
Molecular function (GO): protein binding; ATP binding; transmembrane-ephrin receptor activity
Source: RefSeq, a predicted model, not a curated record